This is a messenger RNA of Plenodomus lingam JN3, 147 nucleotides long. RefSeq lists its product as uncharacterized. Lineage: Eukaryota; Fungi; Ascomycota; Dothideomycetes; Pleosporales; Leptosphaeriaceae. The record is from RefSeq and is a predicted model, not a curated record.
AUGGGCACGCACCGUUACGAGAAGACGUUGUAUAGGUACGAGAAGCUUGAGGAAUACCUAUCAUACCUGCCUCGAAUUCCUUCUGUUCACAUCGCAGCCAUCGUAGCCAUCGCAACCAUCGAUGCCACAGAUCCACAAACGUUCUAG